AGCUGGAAGCCUGGCAACUGACUGGGAAAGUGUGUGGGUCAUUAUGAUGGGACUGUACUCGGCAUGACUGGAGUGGAGCAGGCUGGACUUACACAGGACAUCCCCAGUCGCACGCUGUGCUCGACUUUCUCCAGUUUGCUGAUUAUGAGAGAGCAAACCAUACCCAGGUUCAAAUUACAGAAAGGACUCUUACCAGGCAUGCUGAAGCGCACCAAAUACAGUCGUCUGCACAACGAUUCACUCACGUCCCUGGAGGAUCGGCCUCAGAGAAUGCUACCCCUAAAGAGGGACCUUUGCUUGGACUCUGAUUUUGCUCAGCUGGAUCCUGGGACGCCUACACACCAUGGCCCGUCCACCCUGAGGGACUUCAUCCCCCGCGUGGCCAACAUCCGAUUGCAAAGUCCUAUUUCCCUGCGAGGCCUGAGGGGACAAACAGCCCGGGACAGAACCAUUGAUGGACACUCUGCAGAGUGGGGCUCAGGGCCUGACCAGAGGUUUUGUAGCCAACCUUCCCUCAAUGUGCCCCUACCUACCGACCAAAACCUGACUCACUCAGCUCUGUGCUGCACAAAAAGACCCAUCACCCUGCAUCGGAUGGCCAGCUUCCCUUGGACCCCUGGCUGUCCUCCGUGCUCACAACACAGAGAUGGUCUGUGUCGUUUGAAGACUUCCUCUGCAGUAGACGACUGUACAGUAAAGGGGACAUCAAACAGAGUGGUUCACCAUCAAAUCAAGUACAUGGGUAGUGUGGAGGUGACCCAGUCCAUGAGAGCCCUCGACUUUGAUACAAGAAUGAAAGUCACACGAGAGGCAAUCAGCAGGCUGUGUGAGAGGACAUCGGCCAAGACAGCAAUGAAAACUAAAAGGCCUGUAUGCAAGGCACUGUCAGCUCUUCUGGGUCAAAUCAACCUGCAGUUUUCUGGGAGAAGGAUCAUCCUCACUGUCUCCACAGACAGUGUGACUCUGAUCGCAGCCUCCUCCUUACAGAAGAUCGCCCAUCACCCCAUGCAGGCCAUUUCAUUUGCCUCAGGAGGAGAUCCAGACAUGGCAGAUUACAUUGCUUAUGUUGCCAAGGACCUCGUCAAUCAGAGAGCAUGUCACAUCCUGCAGUGUCCCCGGGGUUGUGCCGUUGAGGUUAUCAACAGCAUCGGUCAGGCCUUUGAGACUCGUUUCCGCCAACUUCUCAGCCACACGCCAUCACUCCUCUCCAACAAUCCCAGGUCUGCACUGAGGAUCAUGGAGGGCAUAAACAAGCAAGAGGAGGCGAUGGCAAACCAAAAGGCCAAACAGGAUGGUGAGCAUCAUGACUACUACAAUGUGAUCACUGGAAAGACGCCACCUGCUGGUGGGAUAGAGGAUCUGCGGGUCACAAGAGAGGAGAACAAACAGGAUCCUGACAUCCGCGAGGUUUCUUCAUCUCAUCCUGUUUCACUGUAUGAGAACUGCUCUGUCACAGAAGAAACUCCAGCUCCACCUGCAGACUUGGUGUCAGUCAGUGCUGAACAGUGUACUCCUCUCUCUGAGACACUGAUCCAGGAGGAAGGCUGGUUCCACGGAAGAUUAGGAAGAGAGCAGGCGGAGGCGCUCCUCACCUGUAGUGGAGACUUCCUGGUCCGAGAGAGCAGCUCUGCCUCUGGUCAGUAUGUUCUCAGUGGGAUGGAAGGAGCCAAUGUGCGCCACCUGCUGCUAGUCGAUCCACAUGGACAGGUGCGGACCCGUGAUCAAGUGUUUCUCAGUGUUGGUCACCUGGUGCGGUUCCACAUGGAGAACCAGUUGCCCAUCUUUGCUGGAAGCAGUGAACUGUGUCUGAAACAGCCGAUCCUGCAAAGACACUAACACACACGUUCACAGACUGUCACAUGCUUUAAAUAGGCUUCAGUAGCAGCUCUCAACAGUUUUGGAGCUGAGGCACAAUGUUCCAAAGCAAAGAAAAAAAGCUUAAACCCUUCCAACACGUUUUGAUACUUUACUGUAGUCGUUAAAGUACAUAUAUUGUUUGUGUGCAGUUGAUUGUUUGAUUUGAUUUAUAUUGUCAUACUUGUGCACAAGUAAGUGCACGCUGGCCUGCAGAACAUCCUGUCUCUCUCUCUCUCAGGCUGAAUUUGAUGGUGUUUACUCCAAGUUCAAGCACAAUCACUGGUGUUUGGAGGAAAUGACCAGAAUGUUGGCUGACUUUCAGAAUCAUUUUUUGACAUGCUAAAUUUGUAUUGUGUUCAUUUGUUUUGAUUUAUUAUUGCUGCGUGUUUCCCACGCUUGACUUUUCAGUUCCACUUAGUUGUUACAUCCUGAAUAAGGAAUUUAUAGGCUCUUUGUAACCAGCAUCUACAGAAAUAGAUUUGCAGUUUAGUCUCAAUCAAGCUGGCAAAUAUGCAAAUAAAAACAUUCCUGUUCCCCAAAA
Messenger RNA from Centropristis striata (black sea bass), 2398 nucleotides. RefSeq names its product SHC-transforming protein 4-like. Gene Ontology annotation, cellular component: plasma membrane. Gene Ontology annotation, molecular function: receptor tyrosine kinase binding. Gene Ontology annotation, biological process: intracellular signal transduction; cell surface receptor protein tyrosine kinase signaling pathway. The coding region runs from base 64 to 1836 and encodes 590 amino acids. NCBI's taxonomy places the organism in Eukaryota, Metazoa, Chordata, Actinopteri, Perciformes, Serranidae. The record is from RefSeq and is a predicted model, not a curated record. The transcript has 14 exons.